AGCCGACAAAGAAGGAGCUUCUGUGUUUGACACUCGCACCGCACUUGCCAGGAGUCGUCGCUGCGGAGUUAACCCAUAUUUUACCGAAAGGUAAGAAGCGAUAUAAUAAAAUUAAUUGGCGUAAAUGACGAUAUGUCAAGCUUUGGACUGUUAAUUAGCCUGACAAUGUUGAGUUCUUUAGAUUUAGCGAACGCUUGCUAUCAAAACUAGAAUGUAACGUUAGGUGCUAACGUUCCUGUCAUGGCAUUUAAUUUUGGCUAGUUCGUUAUUUCAAUUUUAAAUUUGCUCGAACGUUAGUGACGUCAGGGUUCGAACGUUAACUCCUGAUAGUUCAAUUUCUAAUAGUGUCUAAUGCUAAUAGUAUCACAACUGGCUUCUGUGUUUGGCACUCGCACCGCACUUGCCAGGAGUUGUCGCUGCGGAGUUAACCCAUAUUUUACCGAAAGGCCUGUACUACCAGUACUCCUGGAUUCCUUUUUGUGAGUUUCGUCCCAUAAACCAUGAGUGAGUCAGAUCCACAGACGGCGGCAGGCAGGCAGGGACAGCUCAGCUCAGGUCAGGGUUUCAGACUCAGGAUGUCGACUCAGAACAGCUGCUACCAGGGUUCUGUCUCUGGAGCUGUAGAGUCUCCUGCUGCUCCCAUGAUCCAGCUCAACUGACGAUGUAACAACAGUAAAACUUUUAUUAGUGUUAGUGUUAUUGCUUUUUCACUGCUCUGUCAUUAUUAUUCCUUUAGCUAGAAUUAUUAUUAUUAUUAUUAUUACUAUUUACAUUUUUACUUUGUAUUUGCAAUGUUGUCUUUCUCUUACCCCCCACCCCCCUCUCUCUGUCUAAACCCAACCGGUCGAGGCAGAUGGCCGCCCACCCUGAGUCUGGUUCUGUUCGAGGUUUCUGCCUCUUAAAAGGAGGUUUUUCCUCGACACAGUUGCCUAAUGCUGCUCAUGGUGGAUCUGUUGGGUCUCUCUCUGUAAAUUUUAUAAGAUAAAGAGUUCAGUCUAGACCUGCUCUAUAUGUACAGUGCCUCCAGAUAACUUGUGUUGUGAAUUGGUGCUAUGUAAAUAAAACUGACUUGACUUUGAGGAGGAGGAGGAGAAGGAGGAGGACAAGGAGAAGAAGAAGAAUGAGAAGGAGAUGAAGGAGGAGGACAAAGGAAGAAGAAGAAGAAAAAAGUGGAGAAGAUGAGGGAGGAGGAGAAAAAUAAGACGGGAUUAAGGAGAAAGAAAAGGAGAAGAAGAAGAUGAAGAAAGGAGGAAAAGGAGGAGGACAAGAAGAGGAAGGAGGAGAUGGAGAAAGAGGAGGAAGAAGGAGAAGAAGGACAAUGACAAGGAUAAGAAGAGGAAGGAGGAAAUGGAGAAGGAGGAGAAGGACAAGAAGAGGAAAGAGAAGAUGAAGGAGGAAGAGGAAAAGCAGGAGAAGGAGGAAAAGAAGGAGAAGGACAAGAAGAGGAAGGAGAAGAUGAAGGAGGAAGAGGAAAAGCAGGAAGAGGAGGAAAAGAAGGAGAAUGAGAAGGACAAGAAGAGGAAGGAGAAGAUGGAGGAGGAAGAGGAAAAGCAGGAAGAGGAGGAAAAGCAGGAGAAGGAGGAAAAGAAGGAGAAGGACAAGAAGAGGAAGGAGAAGAUGGAGGAGGAAGAGGAAAAGAAGGAGAAGGACAAGAAGAGGAAGGAGAAGAUGACGGAGGAAGAGGAAAAGCAGGAGAGGGAGGAAAAGAAGGAGAAGGACAAGAAGAGGAAGGAGAAGAUGACGGAGGAAGAGGAAAAGCAGGAGGAGGAGGAAAAGAAGGAGAAGGACAAGAAGAGGAAGGAGAAGAUGACGGAGGAAGAGGAAAAGCAGGAGAAGGAGGAAAAGAAGGAGAAGGACAAGAAGAGGAAGGAGAAGAUGACGGAGGAAGAGGAAAAGCAGGAAGAGGAGGAAAAGCAGGAGAAGGAGGAAAAGAAGGAGAAGGACAAGAAGAGGAAAGAGGAGAUGGAGAAGCAGGAGGAAGAGGAGAAGAAGAAGAGGCAGGAGAGGAAGGAGAAUGGAAGAAGAAAGUGGAUCUCAGCCUCCCUUCAUUGGCUUCCUAUUCAUGUUAGAUCAGACUUUAAAGUCUCCUAAUGACUUAUAAAAGAUGGGCUGGCCCCCUCAUACCUGUCUGAUCUUCUUAACCCUUAUAUUCCCUCCCGUGCUCUGUGUCCUCAGAGUGCAGGGCUGCUGUCUGUCCCCAGUUAAAAAGAAGUCAGCAGGCUGCAGGGCCUUCUCCUAUCGGUUAGCACUUUAUUAUGCUCCUUAUUUCAGGUUACCAUUUUUCCUUUGGCAGGUUGUAUCAGUUAAGCUUAGUAGUUAAUAAAUGUUGUCCAUGUUGUCCUGCUGACGAGAUUACUAUAAACCAUCUUAAUGUGGCUGCAUCACUCUAACUGUGUGUUUCUUCCCUCAAGCACAUUAGUGCCCAGUUGCUCUCUCUCUCUCUCUCUCUCUCUCUCUCUCUCUCUCUCUCUCUCUCUCUCUCUCUCUCUCUCUCUUCUACUGUCUCUUACUGCAGGGUUCUGUCUCUGGAGCUGUAGAGUCUCCUGCUGCUCCCAUGAUCCAGCUCAACUGACGAUGUAACAACAGUAAAACUUUUAUUAGUGUUAGUGUUAUUGCUUUUUCACUGCUCUGUCAUUAUUAUUCCUUUAGCUAGAAUUAUUAUUAUUAUUAUUAUUACUAUUUACAUUUUUACUUUGUAUUUGCAAUGUUGUCUUUCUCUUACCCCCCACCCCCCUCUCUCUGUCUAAACCCAACCGGUCGAGGCAGAUGGCCGCCCACCCUGAGUCUGGUUCUGUUCGAGGUUUCUGCCUCUUAAAAGGAGGUUUUUCCUCGACACAGUUGCCUAAUGCUGCUCAUGGUGGAUCUGUU
Lates calcarifer (barramundi perch) is the source of this 2868-nucleotide messenger RNA. RefSeq lists its product as uncharacterized. Bases 1348 to 2091 code for a protein of 247 amino acids. The record is from RefSeq and is a predicted model, not a curated record. Lineage: Eukaryota; Metazoa; Chordata; Actinopteri; Centropomidae. The transcript has 3 exons.